GCAAAGAAAUUCUUACACAGUUGAGGAAAAGAAUAAGGCCGUGGAAUUGGCUCGUCGUACUUCAAAUUCACAUACAGCACAGUACUACUCCCUGGAUUUAACCAUGCUUGGUCGUUGGGUUAAGAAGUUUUCUCAAAACCCACCUUCUUUUUCUCAAAAAAACGUGCGAAGCAUUGGCUCUGGGCGUCGCUCACUUUUUCCUGAAGAAGAGUCUCAACUUUUUGAGUGGAUAAUGGAAGUUCGCCAGAAUGGUCUCGCAGUUACUUACCCUAAUAUAAAAUUUAAAAUGGCCGAAAUCUUGGAUAAAAGUACUAAACAAACAAAAGAUAAAUCUAAAAGGCUUGCAAUUGAAAA
This is a messenger RNA of Dentiscutata heterogama, 354 nucleotides long. Lineage: Eukaryota; Fungi; Glomeromycota; Glomeromycetes; Diversisporales; Gigasporaceae. The record is from the annotation of a GenBank genome assembly.